AAGGGAUAGGGAAAAGAAUCUACUAUACUAUGUCUUCACUCUUCCCACUUUAUUUUCUCGGAAAAUGGAGCUAACCCUUUUCCUGGAAAGCCACAUUUUCCUGGGAAAAUCCAAGAUCUUAUAACCCAGAAGGAAGUUUGGCUUGUGGAGUGAGAAAAUGGAGGGAGAGACGGGAGAGAAGGGGAGUGUUUGUGGUUCUUCAGAGGGAGAUGUGAUUGGGGAAAUGAUGGAAGUGAUCGAGAAUGUGGGAUCGUACGUGGGGUUCAGGAGAACUCAGAGGAAAGAGAGUUUGAAUCUUGUGAGGAGGUUGAAACUGCUGGUGCCUCUUCUGGAGGAGUUGAGGGAGCUUGGGACUGCAGCAGUUUCAGGGGAGGCUUUGGGGUGUUUGGCUGGACUGAAAAAGGCACUUGUUUCUGCUAAGAAAUUGUUGAAGAGCUGUAACUACGGAAGCAAGAUUUACCUGGCACAUGAGAGUGAGGCAGUGGCGGUUAGAUUUCAUGCUGUCUACGACAAAUUGAAUCAGGCAUUGGAUGAUCUACCCUACAAUGAUCUGGGAAUCUCUGAUGAAGUGAAGGAGCAAGCUGAACUAAUGCGAAUGCAACUCAAGAGAGCAAAAAGACGAACAGAAACACAAGAUAUAGAGUUAGCAAUGGACCUGAUGGUUGUAUUCUCGAAGACGGAUGACAGAAAUGCAGACACUGCGAUAUUAGAAAGACUUGCGAGCAAGUUGGAAUUGCGUACAGUUGCAGACUUGAAGGUAGAAACAGCAGCUGUUAGGAAACUUGUAAAAGAAAGAGCUGGGUUGAGUGCAGAGGCCAGUCAGCAAAUAGUAGAGCUUUUGGGAAAGUUCAAAAAACUGGCUGGGAUGGAGGAAUCCAGUGUGCUUGAUGGUCCAGUUUUGUCGAGAAAUCUACAGAAGUGCCCAUCUUUGGUGAUUCCUCACGAGUUCCUCUGUCCAAUCUCGCUGGAGAUCAUGACAGAUCCUGUUAUUGUUGCAACUGGACAGACUUAUGAACGGGAAAGCAUACAGAAGUGGCUGGAUUCAGAUCAUCAUACCUGCCCAAAGACAGGACAAACUUUAGUCCACUUAUCGCUGGCACCGAACUAUGCCCUUCGCAACCUAAUUCUGCAAUGGUGCGAGAAGAACCAGUUUGAGUUGCCCAGAAAGGAUAUUAAAGCAGGCUCUAAUGGCUCCUCCAUUCAAGUCAAACAGAAAAUCUCUUCUUUGGUCCAAAACCUAUCAUCAUCUCAACCAGAUGUGCAGAGAAAGGCCAUUAUGAAGAUUCGGAUGCUAGCCAAAGAGAACCCAGAUAACAGAAUUCGUAUUGCCAACAGAGGAGGAAUCCCUCCUCUGGUUCAACUCCUGUCCUAUCCAGAUUCCAAGCUUCAAGAACACACUGUAACAGCCCUUUUGAACUUGUCAAUUGAUGAGGCAAACAAAAGACUCAUAGCUAGAGAAGGAGCCAUUCCAGCUAUAAUUGAAAUUCUGCAGAAUGGAACAGAUGAGGCCAGAGAAAACUCUGCUGCAGCCCUCUUCAGCUUGUCAAUGCUCGAUGAGAACAAAGUAAUGAUUGGGUCUUUAAAUGGGAUCCCUCCCUUGGUAAACCUCCUGCAGGAUGGAACAACCAGAGGGAAGAAGGAUGCAGCCACUGCCUUGUUUAACCUGUCACUCAACCAAUCCAAUAAGUCGCGAGCCAUCAAGGCAGGUAUCAUACCAGCAUUACUUCAUCUGCUCGAGGAUAAAAGCCUGGGAAUGAUCGAUGAAGCUCUCUCAAUUUUACUGCUUUUAGUAUCACAUCCUGAAGGGCGGACUGAAAUUGGAAGGUUAUCAUUCAUUGUAACUCUGGUUGAAAUCAUGAAAGAUGGGACCCCGAAGAACAAGGAGUGUGCCACAUCAGUCCUCCUUGAGCUGGGUUUGAACAAUUCAUCUUUCAUUUUGGCUGCACUGCAGUAUGGUGUGUAUGACCAUCUGGUAGAGAUUAUGAGAUGCGGAACCAACAGAGCCCAGAGAAAAGCAAAUUGUCUUCUGCAACAUAUGUACAAAUGUGAACACAUCCCAUGGAACUUCAAUGUAGGAGCCUAGCUACAUCAAUUCAUGUCAGUUAUGCCCUUUCAGAUACGCAUUUGCACCACAAAGAAGUUUUAAGUGUAUAGGAAUGAUGUUAAUCUAACGAAUUUUGGUGACAUGUAGUGUGAUUGUUUACAAGUAAAACAAAUUCUAUGAUGUAUUGAAGAAACAAACUAUCGCCAUACUAUAGUAUCUACAGUCAUUUUUCUACAA
This is a messenger RNA of Vitis riparia (riverbank grape), 2281 nucleotides long. RefSeq names its product U-box domain-containing protein 15-like. Lineage: Eukaryota; Viridiplantae; Streptophyta; Magnoliopsida; Vitales; Vitaceae. The record is from RefSeq and is a predicted model, not a curated record. Gene Ontology annotation, cellular component: cytoplasm; nucleus. Bases 158 to 2083 code for a protein of 641 amino acids. The transcript is spliced from 4 exons. Gene Ontology annotation, biological process: cell surface receptor signaling pathway; protein ubiquitination. Gene Ontology annotation, molecular function: ubiquitin-protein transferase activity; protein binding.